This is a messenger RNA of Abrus precatorius (Indian licorice), 1157 nucleotides long. Its product is annotated as protein IWS1 homolog A-like. Bases 124 to 945 code for a protein of 273 amino acids. Gene Ontology annotation, molecular function: calcium ion binding. The record is from RefSeq and is a predicted model, not a curated record. The transcript is spliced from 6 exons. Lineage: Eukaryota; Viridiplantae; Streptophyta; Magnoliopsida; Fabales; Fabaceae.
AAUGCUAGUUUAUAAAACCAGUGGAGUGAAAUACUCGACUAUGUAACAUUCAACAGUGAUUCAGGGCUUCACUCUGAAACUGAAUUGAAAGAGCAUCAUAUUCAUUACAUAGAUCAACCCGAAAUGGCGAAACGCGACACAUCAGAUUCCGAGUCCGAGGAAGGCUCCUCAAGUUCAGCGUCAGACUCGGAAACCAUGGCCAAUGCGAAGGGCGUUUCAGAGUACGAGAAACAGAGGAUGUCCAGAAUUGCUGAGAACAGAGCCAGAUUGGAGGCUUUGGGUUUGCCCCAAAUCGCUUCCUCCCUCAAGGGUUCGCCUCAGACCAACCAAAAGGGUAAAGAAAAGGUUCAAAAUGAUGAUGAUGAAGAGUACGUACCCGAAGACGAUGGAGAAUUCGCUUCAGGUUUUUCAAGUGAAGAAGAUGACAACCAUAAAGAUGAAGACUUUGCAGUUGAAAAUGCUUCUGGGUCACGGAAAAGGAAGUUGCAGGUAAAGAACAAAGGUUUGAAAACAAAAGGUAGAGUUUCUGGGAAGAAGCAUGUCAAUAAUUCAGAGAACAUUGAUGAUGAUGAUGAAGCUUUGAGGCAGGCAAUUGCUCUUUCCCUGCAAGACUCCAAGAAUGUAGUGAACAUUAGCAAGACUGAGAAAAAGGGAAGCAAUCACAUUCAAGAAGAUAAGGGAAGAAAGAAGAACAAAAAACCGUUUUCGAGUCGGCUGCAAAUGACCGAGGAUGAGCUCAUUGUUCACUUCUUCCAGCUUGAUGAAGCGGGAAAAGGAACUAUAACAAUAAGGGAUCUACAAAGGGCAGCUACGGCUCACGACUUUUUAUGGACAGACAAAGAGUUGGUUGAUAUGAUUCGCUGCUUUGAUAGUGAUGGAGAUGGAAAGCUAAGCCUUGAUGAUUUCCGGAAGAUUGUUGUUCGUUGCAACUUGAUUAAGGACUAAGGAGUCUUGAAUCUUGAAAAGAUUUAUAGAAUCAAGGUUAGAAAUAGAGAUGAAAUAGAAAGAUAUUAUAGGUUGACUAAUAUACCAUUGUCAUUCCUUUUGCUCUUAUUGGUAUCGCUUUGAGGGUCGAGGCCAUGAUCACUAUGUAUAUAUAUUCCGUGGAAUGACUCAGAUUUUUAUUAUUCCUUGAAUCCCAUCAUUGCUUUAUAACU